Microplitis mediator is the source of this 2425-nucleotide messenger RNA. RefSeq names its product locomotion-related protein Hikaru genki (gene hig). The transcript has 9 exons. Lineage: Eukaryota; Metazoa; Arthropoda; Insecta; Hymenoptera; Braconidae. The coding region runs from base 348 to 1736 and encodes 462 amino acids. The record is from RefSeq and is a predicted model, not a curated record.
UGUAGACUGGGGUUUAUCGUCGUUGGGGGAUGAAACUACCCCUCGGUUUCCAGUAGCUUGCUUGGAUACUUGCAAAUAUUAUAUAUUACUAUACUAAAAGAUAUAACUUUAGUAUGUUCCGACGUCCAGCUAAAAGCUUCAGUUACCUUACGGACAUCACCCGAUUCACCUCACGAUAUUUAUUUAUUUAAUACCAUGUAGUUGUUUAUCAUUUAAUCAGUUCGUUUCCGGUAACUGCUCGGACAUAUUGUGCCAAAUUGAGUGACUUUUAUUAAUAAUAAUAAUUAUUAUUUUUUUAUCGGCGUAAUUGAUGUGCAAGGUGCGUUAAAUAAAAAUAUCCACCCACGAUGACAGUGAAUUUCAACCCUCUAUGGUUUAUUGUCUUCAUGUUGCCGGGUUUCAUCUGUCCUGGUGAUGCUAAGCAAGAUGAUUCGAAUAAUUUGGAUUGUAAAUUAGAAGGAUUACAUCCUUUUCUCAUAAUUACAUACAAAAAUGUAACAAUAUCAGCAGACAAGAUUAGAAUUCCACAUAGCGAACGUGUCACAGUGAGAUGUCGAGAACUAGGGAGGUACAAACUUGUCGGUGAUCCUUUUCUCCAAUGUCGGAAUGGAGAAUGGAAUAAUAAGCCACCUUCUUGUUUACCAACAACUUCCAUCUCUAAUUACAGCGAAAAUGCGCCACCAACAAUUUUAUUCGGAUUACCAACAGGAUCAGCGGCUAUUGAACCUUCUGGAGCGUUAGCUGUCUUCCCCGGAAGUAUUUUACAUCUCGAGUGUUUAUUUGCCAGACAUAUGGGUAACCCAGAAUGGACGUGGACGUCGACAUUUCGUCAAUACCUCACGGGCUGGGCUAUCGCAGCAUCUGAAAAAGAUUGGAAAUACAGAUUGUCGAUAUACUACGUUAAAAAUCAAGACUCUGGAGUUUAUACAUGUUCAACACCAAAAGGUUUGACUAAUUCAAUUCGCAUACACGUUAUAGAUUUGCAUUGCCCUACAUUGACAGUCGCUCCACCAACGAUCGGAAGAAUUCAAGGAACGAGGAUGGGACAUAAAGCGGAAUUCGGAUGUCCAGAUGGUUACAAACUCGAAGGAUCCCGACGUUUAAAUUGUCAAUAUAAUGGAAGAUGGUCAAGUGAAGUUCCACGUUGCGAUCCGAUACUUUGCCCGCAAAUUAAUAUAACGAACCCCAGACUCCAAUUAUUGGAGUACAAUAAUACCGUUGGAGGGAGAGCAUCUUUUGAUUGUAUGUGGGGUAAUAAUCUCAUUGGUGAACCGACAAUUAUUUGCAGAGAUGACGGCAGGUGGAGCGCACCCCCACCUCAUUGUUUACAAAUAAUUUGCCGCCUGCCCCCAAUGCCGAAGAAUGGAAAAGUUAUAGAAGAUCGAUUAACAAAUUCAGGGAAGAAACGUGUUCGUGUAAAGAAAGUAGGAUCUCUUUUGAGGUUCGCGUGUCUCCCGAGUCAUCAACUGAUUGGUGAAGCAUCAAUUAUCUGCAUGGAAAACGGAACGUGGUCACACGAUCCGCCUCAAUGCGAAGUAAGAUGUCCUUAUCCAGGCGAUCCACCUCAUGGAAAAAUAGCUCCAUUGAAAUUUUGGUACAAACCUGAAGAUACUAUUCAAGUAACUUGUUCACCUGGAUAUGUAACACCUCUUGAACCAGUUAAAAGGCCUACAUGCCGAGAAAAUGGGAUGUGGAGUGGACCACCACCACCUUGCCGGUCUUAUCGUGAUGUAUGAAAAGUAAAAAUAUAAAUUUUUUUAUCAUGACAUGACAAGACAAAAUUAAAUCUCAAGAUAAAAGUAAAUCACUUUGCCGUUGCGGCAUAAAUUUAUCAAAAAAUUUAAACAUUUAAAUUUAAAUAUUAUAAAAAAAAGAAAAUGUUUUACACAAAAAAAAACAAAUGAUAAUAAUUAAGCGAUUUAAAUGUUUUUAUUUAUAUUAAUCUUCCCAUUAAAAGAUUUUUUUUAAUGUACGUACCCACAAGUAAUCAGUUAUUUAUUAAUAAAAAUGUACUUACAUUUAUUUUGUUUAAAUUAAAAAAAUUUCCCGCGGAAUUUAAAAAUGUUUGAAUCCGGCUGAAUUUAAAAAUGUCCCUGAUAUAAAUAUAACUGAAGUUGUUUAUAAAUAAUUGAUUACUUGUAAACACUUGUAAUAACUUUUUUUUAAAGUAGAUUAAAUAUUGUAAAAUAUAUAAAGUUUAAUUAAAAAAUUUUCUUGUACUUAGAUGUUUAUCUUUAUUUUUAUUUUAUGUGUUAGACUUUUGUUUCUCUUGUAGCCUAGUCUACAAAGAGACGUAGUUCUGUUCCUUGUAUUUACACAGUGAGAUUAAUUAAAGUCACUUGUCCUCCUGGAUCCUCUCUCAAGUUAAAAUAUAUCAAGUCAACCCUCGUCGGCUUUGUGUAAAUACAACUACGGCUUGAUUUAG